AUCACUCUCUGAUUAGGCACGUGAGUGUGGCCCAUCAGGUGAAUGACCGGUUGUGCGCGUGCAGUCCCUCAGCGCUGGUCAGCCUCUGUGGGGCUCUGAGGGAUACAGAGGAGAUAGAAGAGCUGGCGGUCGGACUUUCAUUGACGAAUCUCUCCUCCUGGAGCUGCUGUCCUGUGGUUUUUCACUUCAUGUGCUAGUUCCUUCUUUUCCUCCCUCUUUCAGCUGAUGUGGUCAUGGCGGCGGCGCCGGUCUGUCUACUGAACCGCCUUCUGCUCCCCGGUGUGCGGCCGGUCUCGCGCGUCCAGCUCACUUGGUUGUGUGGCCGCCCGCGGAGCCACAGCACUGCCUCAGGUAUUCCCGGCGUGAAAGAGAGGACACUGGUUGCUGUCAAGCCAGAUGGGGUCCAGAGGCGUCUGAUAGGUCAGAUCAUUAAGCGCUUGGAGCAGCGGGGCUUCCAAUUGGUGGGUCUGAAGAUGCUGCAGGUGUCCGAGGAGUUGCUGGCUCAGCAUUAUGCGUCUCUUCAUAGAAAACCGUUCUACCCCAGCCUGCUACGCUAUAUGACCUCAGGCCCCGUGGUUGCCAUGGUUUGGGAGGGACACAAUGUAGUGAAGUCCACACGAAUGCUGGUUGGAAACACAAACCCAGCUGAAGCUGCACCUGGAACGCUGAGAGGAGACUUCAGCGUUCAUGUUAGCAGGAAUAUUGUGCAUGCCUCAGACUCUGCUGAGGUGGCACAAAAAGAGAUCUCGCUAUGGUUCCAGCGCUCUGAGCUGAUUGACUGGGAGUGCUGUGACCAUGGCAACAUCUACCAUCCGUGAGGGACUGGCCUGCGGAAAGUGCAGGCGCCGUAAAUUAGCACCCAUGCCGUAUGCGUAAACAUGUGAGUUCGGACCACAGUUUAAACGCUGGAGCGUUUAAGCAAACGCAUCGUGGGGUUUGAAAGGAACUCAGCCUGAAAGCAUGUUUUGGAAAGUAAAGUUAAAUUGCUGUAAUGUUGUUCUACUGCUACACUGUGACCGUAUUCAAGGAUCUGAUCAGUUUUUUGCUGAGUAAUUCAUAAGUUCUUGGAUUGCUUUUCACAAAUGUGUCAAAUGUUAAAUUUGUGGUAUAUAAAAUAUUGGAAAGUAGGGACGUUUGAAAGUUAAAGCCAAACACAAUUGAUGUUCCUGAUGUUUCUUAUAAGCAACAUUUGGACAGAAGCAGCACUGUGCAGCCGUUCUGAUUAGAAACACCUACUUACAUUCACUCACAUAUUACUGUAAUAACAGCUGUGAAAAACUGUCUUUUGAUGUUUGAUAGUUAGAUAACUGUGCACGGUGAAACCUCCCAGUUUUCCUCACAGAUAUCAGCUACUUGUUCUUCUCAAAAUAAAGGAUGUUUCAUGUGAUCUACAUCGAAGGGCAUUCCAUAAAACAUCCCAAAUCUGUAAUUUUAUAUUUGAUUUCUAAUUGUGAAAAUGGUUUGGAAGAUGUCAGUCAGUAUUUCCCAGUUGUGCUUAACAUGGCUGUGUAGGACAUUAGUGGUCAGAAGAUUUGUUGACUUUAGAAUAAGUAUAGUCGAUAAUAAUAUGGUGCUCCAAACUGAGACUUCACUGUAAGGAAGCAAAACGCCUUGUAUGGAAUGGUCCAAUAAACGUUUAAAAGAAGUAGUUGCUGUAUUUAUUUAACUUGUUACUGUCAUUUACUGUCAGUUACAGGUUUUAAAGUUUAGCACGCUGAAUUUGAACCAAUAAAUAAUUGUACAUA
Messenger RNA from Pygocentrus nattereri (red-bellied piranha), 1745 nucleotides. It is a transcript of the gene nme4, whose product is annotated as NME/NM23 nucleoside diphosphate kinase 4. Gene Ontology annotation, biological process: UTP biosynthetic process; GTP biosynthetic process; CTP biosynthetic process. Gene Ontology annotation, molecular function: nucleoside diphosphate kinase activity. The transcript has 5 exons. The coding region runs from base 234 to 818 and encodes 194 amino acids. The record is from RefSeq and is a predicted model, not a curated record. NCBI's taxonomy places the organism in Eukaryota, Metazoa, Chordata, Actinopteri, Characiformes, Serrasalmidae.